GGGGCGCUGUUCGUUUCCGGUGAUGCGGCGCGUGGCGUCUUGCCGUCGUCUAGGUCACGCCCCUCUCACGGACAAAAUGGGGGAACACAGCGUUUGUUUUUAUGUUUGAGUGCAGUAGACAUUAAUAAUCAUUAAUAAGUUUGCUAACAUAAAUCAGAGCGUGCAUGUAAACGCAGACAUUACGCUGUGUGGAGUGAGCCUGCGUUGAAGGAUGGAUAAGGAAGGCUGCAGCGCUGUGGCGAUGACUAGGUCCUGGGGCUUCCGCCGGAGCACCCUCGCCAGGCGGGAGUUCAUGCAAGCCGUGGGCUCUGUGGACAGCAGCCCUCCGGUCCAGCGCCGCAGGGGUCGGGGCCGGGGCAGAGGGGCUGACGAGAGCGGCCGGACUCCUGUGGCCUCUAAACGGGGUCGAGGUCGCGUGCCUGCGCUCACUCCCGCAGGUAAUCUCAGCAGUGAGAAUGAAGCUCGGGAAACAGUGCCGUGUGAGGAGCGCCUCAGUGAAGGAGUCCCGUCGGAUCGAGCUGAAGACAGCGACGAUCUCAAUCUCCAAGAGAUUCGGAAGCGGGCUGUGGCUCAAAAGCUGCAAGAGCUCAAGCAUGACGAUGAUGCUGCUGCGAAAGGCACAGAAGAUAUCGACGUAGGGCUGAGCUUACUGAUGGAACGGGAAGAGAUAGUGUCAGAAGAAACGGAUAUCACGUCAGGAGGAGGAAAGGUGUGCUCCUCUACAGCCACAGGGGCAGGUGGGACUUCUGUCGCUGCAGCAGGAGCUCGGGAAACCACUGCAGGUGGAAGAGCAGAGGAAGACCAUGAGCUUGCAGAGGAAGAACAGGAGGAAUUCUCUGAAAAUAGCAAGGAAGACACUGAAAGGAUGAAUCCGGAUGCUGUCUGCUGCACAUGUCAACAAGGACACAGUAACAGGUUGAUGAUGUGCUGUGACUGUGUCGGCGUCGCAGAGACUUGCGCUCAUCUCCUGCAGAGAAAAAGAGAAUAUGCUUGUCCCUCAUGCUCUGAUGACUGGGACGCCACGAGAACCAACGGUCCCAGAGAAAAACACGAAAUCGACUCAACUUGCGUGGUGGAGAUUGAGCAGCCAGUGGAGGAGGAGAUUAAGGCAGAGGAGAAGGCGGCAUUACCUAAAUGCAUUGGACCAGGCUGCAGUAAUGACUCUCUGCCCGAGUCAGUGUACUGCGGUCAUCAGUGUAUUGUGCGGCAUGCAGCAGCGGCCAUGAAGUCUCUCUCUGAACCCAAAAUUGAGACAAAGCCUGCUGACCCGCCUCUCAAGAGCGAGAAACGAUCAUUUCUUGCAAAGCUUUUCAAGGUGAAGAUCAGUAAGACGCCGGCACAGGAAGAGCGUGUGAGCAAGCAAGAACUGGAUGAAGAGUCACUGUGCUCCACUACAGUCAUUGAGCCUGUACAAUCAACCACACCAUCCAGUCCUGCUCCAGAGUACAAACACACCGUUAAAGAGAAAGAUGAAGUUGAGUGCAGUAUCAGCACACCACAGAGCCAACCUUCAGAUUUGACUCCAGAUGUUUCCUCUUCUGAAAAAACGCCUGCAGCCCCACUAAUUAAGAAGUCCACUCCAGGAAGAGCAAAGAAAACCAUGCCAGGCUCUCCACGACUGGAGCUUCUUAAAGGGGCUCUCAGUAAAAGCCCUUUGUCUAUCCCUAAAAAGCCCUGUGAAUCCAAGGCACCCGUUGAGUCCAGCAAAGCCGCAGAAGUGGUUCCCUGCGGCCCCUGGGCAGAGGAGCCCACUGUGGCCCCUCACGCCAGUCCUCUCCUGAUGAGACAAAGCAUUCGCCGCUCGCUGAGUACAGUUCUCUGCAGAAGGUUCAGUCAGAGUGAUGAUUUGAAGAUUUCUGAGAGUGAAAUUGAAAAGAUGGUUGUGCACAUGGAGAAAGAGAUGUUCAACAUGUGUUACACAACAGAUGAGGAGUAUAAGAAUAAAUACCAGUAUCUCGUCCUCACCUUGAAAGAUCCCCAAAACAAGGAACUGUGUCAUCAGGUUUUGAAAGGAAACAUGCCUUCAGUGAAGCUCAUUCAGUUGAGUCAGCAGGAGGAAUCUGCUGCUGGUCCACUGCUGCAGAUCUCAAUGAAGAAGGAAUCGUCCCUUUUUUCUGAGGAUGUGGAAGAACCAGCUGCUCCUCCUGAGAAAGUGAUGAGCGUAGACACCACAACGUCCCCGAGCGCAACCACUCCUUCAGAGGAGAAAUCGUCUCUGAAGCUGCCUCAGGUGAAGGAAGUAAGCUUAGGUGCUCCAGAUGUGACCAGCUGCAUGCUGAAAGACACUACAGCAGAACAUAAGCGCCAUCUCUUUGACCUUAAUUGCAGGAUAUGUACAGGCCAAGUAUCCACUGAUGAUCCUGAAACCAAGAAACCCAAGAUGACAAUGACAAAAGAUGAGACAGAAAAGGAGAAAUCUUCAGGGGUUGUUCACGUGAUCGAUGAAGCGUUGGCUCCACCAGCGCUGGACUCUGAUAUAUUCGAGUCCCCUGCUUCUCCCAGCGGGGAGGACCUAAACUCACAGAUACCCUCAGCAGAUUUCUCUCCUGUGUUGAUACCUUCAGUUCCCACGGUGUCCAUCUCAAGAAGAGACCCCCGUACAGCACAAUACCGACAAGCUCCACCAUCGUCUGCUGUCUCAGAGUCUGCCUCAAUCCCACAGCAGCAUCCGCACCCUGUGAAGAACGCACCAGAAUCUCUGAAAGAGACGCUUCCACCACAUGUGUCCGUACCUUUGCCUGCUCCUAUGCCAAAAUCAAUCCUCAUGAAACCUCCACCAGCGUCUCUGGACACUUCAUAUGGCUCAAUGACAAGGCUGGCAGAUUGUGAUAAAGGAACAAAACAGUUUUUAUCCAAACAGAGCAUUUUAUGGAAAGGCUUUCUUAACAUGCCAACUGUGGCCAAAUUUGUCACAAAGGGAUACUUGAUUUCUGGCUCUCCUGACUUGCUAAAAGAGGACUUACCAGACACUAUACACAUAGGAGGAAGGAUAUUACCUCAAACUGUGUGGGAAUAUGUUGAUUUGAUAAAGACAUCAGAGGCAAAGGAGCUGUCAUUAAUCCGGUUCCAUCCCUCUCCUGACUUGCUAAAAGAGGACUUACCAGACACUAUACACAUAGGAGGAAGGAUAUUACCUCAAACUGUGUGGGAAUAUGUUGAUUUGAUAAAGACAUCAGAGGCAAAGGAGCUGUCAUUAAUCCGGUUCCAUCCAUCAUCUGAAGAGGAAGAGGUUGCAUAUGUCUCUCUGUUUUCAUAUUUCAACAGUCGUAGGAGAUUCGGGGUUGUUUCUAAUAUUUGUAAACACAUCAAAGAUCUUUACCUCAUUCCUCUGAGUACAAAGCAGUCCAUCCCUGCGGUGCUUCUUCCCAUAGAGGGACCAGGGAUUGAACAGAAUCACCCUAAUCUCCUAAUAGGGCUAGCAGUCUGUCAAAAGCCGAAGCGUCCCGAGGGAUUGCCACAAGAUGUUGGUGAAAAGAAUUCUAGGUCCUUGAUGUGUUUAGAUGGGAAGGGAACCAGCAAUCCUACCUCACUAAAUGAUCCUGGACAACAUAGCAUAAAGGCUUGUGAUGCUGACAUCUUCCUCGACUCAAAUCCUGCUGGAUCCUUACCUUCAGUUGGGUUACCAGACCCAUCAUGCUCUGCCAGCUCUCUAUGUGCCCCAUCUUCUCUCCCUAGCGUGUCAAAUCCCACCCCAUCUGUCACUGUGGGCCCAUCCAAAGACUCCACCAGUACCACCCCACUUCAGACCAUCCUUAACACAUUAUUUGGGCAAAAGAAACAACCCUCAGAUGUCACAGAGUGUAAGAUAAGCUCAUUAACAGAUACGGUUCAGAUUUGUCAUCAGACUUCCAAGGAGAUUACCCUCAAAGAGCUUUCCGUUUACAAUAUAGAAAUUCAUCACAAUCGGACACAGAUCAAUUCUAUUCCAGAGAACUGCCUCAAAAUAAAAGAGGAAAGUUUCUGCAUGAUGGAGACAACAACAAGCAACCUUAUGUAUCUCACGAACAGGAAGAAUUCUCCACAGACAAAUGUGUUCACCAAAAACAUCCAAACCACAGGCUCAGAAGGUUUCCAGUGGAAGCGACCGAUCAGGUUCAUCAAAGUCAGCAACCCACGCCUGACCAGUUACACGAAUGCAACUUUGAAGAACCUGAAACCGCUGGAUUAUGUCACAAAAAAUACACAUCUUAUAAACAAGGGCAGAAUUUUCAUGAGGAUGAAUCUGUCCAGUUUCAGCAAAGAGAGUCACUAUUAG
Sinocyclocheilus anshuiensis is the source of this 4255-nucleotide messenger RNA. Its product is annotated as death-inducer obliterator 1-like. The coding region runs from base 212 to 4255 and encodes 1347 amino acids. The record is from RefSeq and is a predicted model, not a curated record. Gene Ontology annotation, cellular component: nucleus. NCBI's taxonomy places the organism in Eukaryota, Metazoa, Chordata, Actinopteri, Cypriniformes, Cyprinidae. The transcript is spliced from 17 exons. Gene Ontology annotation, biological process: DNA-templated transcription.